Molecule: messenger RNA, 1630 nt
Organism: Cryptotermes secundus
Lineage: Eukaryota; Metazoa; Arthropoda; Insecta; Blattodea; Kalotermitidae
Product: homeobox protein orthopedia
Exons: 5
Coding region: 225-1034 (269 amino acids)
Biological process (GO): regulation of DNA-templated transcription; neuron differentiation
Molecular function (GO): DNA binding; DNA-binding transcription factor activity, RNA polymerase II-specific
Source: RefSeq, a predicted model, not a curated record
UUAAAAUCCAGAGUGGAGUCGAUCAGUUCGGUGGCCGUGAAGAGCAGCAGCAGCUUCGGAACAAAAAUUGAGCGUUGCAGCUGAGGUGAUGUGGGGCAGUGCGUGGUGAAAUCGAGCGGUCAGUGCGUCGUGUCUCGACCCAGUGUGACAGCACCGGCCACAAGAUUCUGUCUUCUCUGACCCUCAGGCCCGGGCCUACGUCCGCAGCUGCAGCAGCAGCAGCCAUGCUGAACAAUCUUGCUGUCAGCGCCGGAGGACUGAGCCUCGGAGGUUCGAAGGACGUGUGUGAUGACUUAAAGCGCCAUCACGCCGAGCUGAAAGCUUCCCAUCUGGACCACGGCGGUAACUCGGACCACCAUUCAGGUCGCCUGGGAACAGGGUCCCUGUGCGAGCCGCCGCCAGGGCUUCCUCCUCAGCACACAGGGCAGCAGCAGCAGCAACAGGGCCUGCCUCCCGGCCCUGCCUCGGACUCAGACAAACCAGCAAAGCAGAAGCGACAUCGAACCCGUUUCACCCCCGCGCAACUGAACGAACUGGAGCGUUGCUUCUCCAAAACGCAUUACCCGGAUAUAUUCAUGAGAGAAGAGAUAGCCAUCAGGAUUGGUCUCACGGAGUCCAGGGUACAGGUUUGGUUCCAAAAUCGCAGAGCCAAGUGGAAGAAGAGGAAGAAGACUACAAACGUGUUCAGGACCCCCGGGGCCCUCUUACCGUCCCACGGAUUACCUCCCUUCGGCAGCAUGUCCGAAGGACUCUGUUCCUCUGGAAUGUUCGGUGGAGCUGACAGUCGCUGGGGUGUUGGCGGCAUGACUCCAGGUCUGGGCCAGCUGAGUCAAGGCAGCGUCACAAUGGGAGGUUUCGGCCAGUCUAUCGGUCAGCUGAAUCAGGGAUCGGCGCUCACUUCGAGCCUCAAUUCGGGGCUGCCCAUCACGUCCACCAUGUCCUCAAACGGCUCUACAGUGUACCAGGCCCACUACGGGCUCAACAGUCUGGAUCCUGUUUUCUACGGGCACGACGGCAACGACAACCUCAACUGAAGACAAGGAUGUGUUGUCAUCGAAAGGGACGAUGCUGCCCACCAACCGUAUAUUUUAUUUCGAGUUGGUGCAGAAAGACAGACAUUGGUGAUGUGUGUGAUGUGAACAGAAUGGAGUUAUCUUUUGUUCCUUGCAAUGUCCACCUUUUACGAGAUUUUCUACGGUAACUGUCGUAAUAUUUUGUCGCAUCUGUAUAUUGUAGAUCCGGUACAGUACAACACAUCUCUGAGAAACAGUCAACAUUACGUCUUAGUUCCUCUGUUUAUCACCGCAGCGGCUCCAUCAAGAGGGAAUGUAAGUUAAACGUUGACAAAUGUUGGAACGUGUAUGUGAGCAAAGCAUUACACUUGAUAAGAGUACAGAAUGUAGUUAAGGAGACUAAGAGUGUGAGCGUUCUCCUUAAAAUAAGUCGUACUGUACAAAAGUCUGAAAUAAUUAUGUGGAGAUUGGAGUAUAUAAAUGACAUACCUUAAACCCUUUCAUGCAGAUGUUCUUUCAUUCAAGAACAAAUUACUUUCAGUACCGGCCCCAAUAUUUAGAAUUUUAUCCUUUUAAUUCCUAAUUGACUUAUAUAAUAUAUAUAACUUUAUUAUUAA